AUGGCAGGUGUGAGUGUGGAGAAAGAGAGACUGUACAACAUGUACUUCUCCAGUGUGGGCGCUAUUCCAGGCAACGGAGGACUCUUCGUAGCGAGGAACUGCUGUGACAUCAGAGACUGCAGCACGCAGCGCGGCGCCACCUCAGAGAGUCUGCGUGUGGACGCCCCUGGCUCCUCCCACAUAUCAAGUCACAGCGGGGAGUUGCGCAUCCUGAGCGUUUACGGACAAGGGGAGGGCUCACUGGCGGUGGACGGCCAUGACACCCUUUUUGCCGCGUCAGAACUGGAGGCCUUGAGCUCGCUGUCCGCUGACCACAGCGUGGCCAAGAGCCUGAACUGCAGCGUGAGGCUGGUCCGCCACGAGGAGCUGACUGGGCAUCAGGGCUGCCGCAAGGGCCGGCCCGGUAUCUUGUGUGGAAAGGUUAUUCCCAACAAUGCCAAUAUGAUCGUCCACAUGAGGACUCACUCCGGCGAGAAGCCCUACAGGUGUGACCAAUGCAUGAAGUGCUUCAGUCUGAAAGGCAACCUGAAUAGACACAUGAUGAAUCACUCCGGGGAGAAGCCCUACAGGUGUGACCAAUGCACAAAGCGCUUCAGUUAUAGCUCCCACCUGAAGAUCCACAUGAGAACUCACUCCGGCGAGAAGCCCUACAAGUGUGACCAAUGCACAAAGCGCUUCCGUCGGACAAACGACCUGAAUAUCCACAUGAGGACUCACUCCGGGGAGAAGCCCUACAGGUGUGACCAAUGCAAGAUGCGCUUCAGACAGAAACACCACCUGAAAUCCCACAUGAUGAUUCACUCCGGCGAGAAGCCCUACAAGUGUGACCAAUGCAUGAUGCGCUUCAGUCAGAAUUACAUCCUGAAGAACCACAUGAGGACUCACUCCGGGGAGAAGCCCUACAAGUGUGACCAAUGCACGAAGUGCUUCAGUGAGAAAGGCACCCUGAAUAAACACAUGAGGAGUCACUCCGGGGAGAAGCCCUACAGGUGUUACCAAUGCACGUUGCGCUUCAGUCGUGUUUGCAACUUGAAGAUCCAUAUGAGGACUCACUCCGGCGAGAAGCCAUACAAGUGUGACCAAUGCAUGAAGGGCUUCAGUCAUGGCGGUGACCUGAAGAUCCACAUGAGGACUCACACCGGGGAGAAGCCCUGCGUGUGUCUGCAGUGCAACGCCAGCUACAGCGACCCAAGCAAUUUGCGUGUGCACAUGCUCAAGCACACUUUGGCACGGGGUAGCGGGACGCUUUGAUUGAGACCUCUGUCCGGUAUUGGUUGAAAUUACUGCUUUUAGUUUUUCUUUUCAUUACGAUUAAAUGCUUUCCAAUUUUGA
Gadus macrocephalus (Pacific cod) is the source of this 1332-nucleotide messenger RNA. RefSeq names its product zinc finger protein 813-like. The record is from RefSeq and is a predicted model, not a curated record. The transcript has 3 exons. Gene Ontology annotation, molecular function: DNA-binding transcription activator activity, RNA polymerase II-specific; RNA polymerase II cis-regulatory region sequence-specific DNA binding. NCBI's taxonomy places the organism in Eukaryota, Metazoa, Chordata, Actinopteri, Gadiformes, Gadidae. Gene Ontology annotation, cellular component: nucleus. The coding region runs from base 1 to 1251 and encodes 416 amino acids. Gene Ontology annotation, biological process: regulation of transcription by RNA polymerase II.